This is a messenger RNA of Gigantopelta aegis, 1245 nucleotides long. RefSeq lists its product as uncharacterized. The transcript has 2 exons. Gene Ontology annotation, cellular component: nonhomologous end joining complex; nucleus; site of double-strand break. Gene Ontology annotation, biological process: double-strand break repair via nonhomologous end joining. NCBI's taxonomy places the organism in Eukaryota, Metazoa, Mollusca, Gastropoda, Neomphalida, Peltospiridae. Gene Ontology annotation, molecular function: molecular adaptor activity. Bases 366 to 968 code for a protein of 200 amino acids. The record is from RefSeq and is a predicted model, not a curated record.
CAAAGUGAAGAUCGUUUCAAAGUAAGUAUUUCUUAGUGUCCAUAUGCUCCAAAUAGAUCACAGUACACGAUUUGGGUGGAAAAACGUGAUGACAGUCGUUUUUCUUUUAGUUUGACCGCAAUUCGGAUUGAAUUCCGUUCCGAGCAAAAUUGCUCGGAAGGGCGCUAAUGGCGUUGUUCGUCCCCAGGAUUAACCUUUGGUAGUGCUUGCACUUGUAGCCAAAGUUAAUCUUGAUGAACUAGUGUGAACCAUAACAUGUGUCAGUGUCACAAUUACGAACCGUGAUGAAUGAACUCUCGUGCACCCGGAAGUCAACUGUGUAGUGAGACCUAAGUGGAAAUAAACAAAUCGCGAUCAAUUGAAAAAUGGGUGAUUUCAAGAAUUUGUUGAUCGAAGCUGAGGUUAUAGACCUGCACAGAACAACGGACAAUGGACGAGUAAAGUUUCUCUGUUUUACACGUUUCCAUGACAACGCGAUGAUUUUAGGCGUCAGUGACGGCGUAGACGUUUGGAGACUAGAACUCGACUCUGAUGAACUGGACACCCAUCGCGAUCUCGCAGGUGUCACGAUUGACGCGUAUCUCGUCAAAUUCAGGAAUGGAUUAACUUCAGGAGACUUAUCAGUAGCAAGAAUUGGAAACAAAAUCACCUUAACAGUUGGACAUGAACAAGAUGCAUUAAUGUUUGAUCUUUUUGAAGCCACAGCAGCAGAGAGAAGGACAGAAUUGCAGUCUGUUUUAUUCCGAUUGGCUGACUUAGCAUCAUCACUAGAAACAAAGUUGGCUGCAGCCAAUAAGACGAUAGAUACUCUUAAAUCGCAGAAUGCUAAAGCUGGAGGACUCCAUCAUCUGAUGGACCUUGGCCCAAAGAAAGGAGCAGUAAAGAACAAACCUAAGAAAGUGGGAAUGAGUGUGCUAAACCCAACAAGCAAGAAAAGAAAGGCUGCCCAAGGAGUUGUGUUUGAUUAAAACUGGAAAAAUUAAAGGCAGCUUGCAGAAGUAUUAUUAAAAGGAACUGUAUUUUAACCUUUCAGUUUAUUUUCUUACAAAGUUGAAGCAUGCUGUGUUGUGUAUGUAUCUCAGUAGGGAUCAAAAUUGUGUCAUCUGAAAGGAUCAUAUUAUUGUGCCACUCAUUUGUUUCCAUUGAUAGUGUCAAAACAUAUUUAAGUUGUGUUUCUCUUGGCCGCAAAUCAUUUGUUCAAAUAAAACUUUUUAUUAAAUUAAUGAAUAAAUUAAAAAAAUGUAA